CCGGAAUAUCGACAUCGUAUGUUUGUUCUCCGCUGACAUUACGUUAGAAGCCGGAGAAAUGUAUAAAAGAUUUUGUCACGAGCUGUUAACCAUCAGUCGCUCAUCUGCCACCGACAAACUAAAUUCAAAAUGAAACUUAUCAUUGUCGCCCUUGCCCUAGUGGCCAUCGCCGCGGCCGCCCCAGCGGAGCCCGAGCCACCUAAGAUCCUCAGAAGCGAAUUUGAACAACAACCAGAGGGUGGUUAUGUGUUCAGUUUUGAAACUGAAAAUGGAAUCAACCGCAACGAAAACGGAGAAUUAAAAGAAGUUCUGGAUGAGGAGAACAAACCACACAAUGUCGUGAUUGUGCGAGGAUCCUACACAUACACCAACUCGGAAGGCAAACCAGAGACCGUCAACUAUUUCGCCGACGAAACAGGCUUCCACGCAGAAGGCGACUCUAUCCCUAAACCCGCUAGGAAGUGAACCGCCUAAAAUACUAAUCGAUUAUCGACUAAUUAAUCAAUGGUACUGAUUAUUCGAAUAAUCGAUUCAAAGUCACACGGCUAGCUUUAAGGAAUAUUGUAAUUUCUACCAUUAUGCAGGCAACUGCCCCCGCAUCCUUGUUGCUCGUUGCAAAUGAUGCACACUGCCAUAUUUUGUACUUUUAUGUGAUUUUUGUUAUGUUUUUUAUAAGAAUGGAAUUGUAAAUAAAGGGCGAUUUCCACUA
Molecule: messenger RNA, 709 nt
Organism: Amyelois transitella
Lineage: Eukaryota; Metazoa; Arthropoda; Insecta; Lepidoptera; Pyralidae
Gene: CPR46
Product: larval cuticle protein 1
Exons: 3
Coding region: 130-465 (111 amino acids)
Cellular component (GO): chitin-based extracellular matrix
Molecular function (GO): structural constituent of chitin-based larval cuticle
Source: RefSeq, a predicted model, not a curated record